AUGAGUUUCCUUGAGUAAAAGAAAAACUUAAGUUUUGAAGUAUUCUUCAAGGGUGCUGAUGAACUAGAUAAUAAAUUCAGAAACAAGUUUAUUGAGAAGCAUAGAAAACUUAAGGCCAAGAUUCAUUAAUGCUAAUACUCAGCAUAUGCGAAUGAGGGCAUUGCAUAUGCUGAAGCUGAAGACAGAGCGCGCAAAUGCUUCCUACCCAUGAUGCUAAUAAGAAGACAUGCUACUACAAUAAUGGAAAAUUCAAGAGAUGACUUCAUGAAAUGUUUAGAUGGGAUAUCGCAUGCAGAGAUAUACGUACCAGGAGCGGACUUAGCUAAGAACAAAUGUCUGCAUGAAUAUAAGAAUAAGCUCAAAACAACUGUCCCAGUUGUUCAUUCCUAUUAUGAUGGGUAUUUACAAAAUUAUUCAAGUAAGGAUGGAAGUUUAGUUGGAGAUAUAAAAGAUACCCUUUUAUCACAAUAAAAUGCUUAAGAUCAAUCAAAAAAUAAGGACACAAAUCAACAUAAAAGCAGUGAUAUUCUAUGA
Messenger RNA from Stylonychia lemnae, 534 nucleotides. The record is from the annotation of a GenBank genome assembly. NCBI's taxonomy places the organism in Eukaryota, Ciliophora, Spirotrichea, Sporadotrichida, Oxytrichidae.